AUGGCUCUGGUCGAGGAGACUAUGGAGCAUUUCUCCGUCGGGAACGCCUUGCUAUUCCUGAUUUUGGGGUUUGUCCUAUACCAGGUUUGCAAGAGAAUUGAUGAAAUCAUUCGCAUGCGACGACUAGGCGUGAGAGGUCCCAGAAUACCCAACAAGCUACCCUUUGGCCUCGAUCUUGCCCGCAAGACUAUCCGCGCAACUAUGGAGCACAAGAAUUUGGAAAUAUGGAGGAGCCUGUUUGAUAUGUGCAAGUCAUGGACGGUAGAAACCCGGGUUGUGAACCGCCGAAUAUUAUUCACGGCCGACCCGGACAAUAUCAAGGCCCUAUUGGCAACACAAUUCGGCGACUAUGGGAAGGGGAAGCCCUUCCACGAGGAGUGGGAACCGUUUUUGGGUGACAGUAUCUUUGCUACGGACGGAGAUAUCUGGCACUAUAGCCGACAACUCAUUCGACCACAGUUCACCAAGGACCGUGUAAGCGACCUGCACUGUUUCGAGAACCACAUCCAGACUUUGUUCAAAUGUAUGGCGAACGGCGGUGCUCUCGAUGGUGAAGAUCAGGAAAUCAACAUGGCGAGUGUGAAUGGCAGAGUCAUGGACAUCAGCGAUCUCUUCUUCCGUAUGACCUUGGACGUUGCCACUGAUUUCCUGCUCGGUAAGGACGUCAAGUCUUUAACCACCCACCAGCAAGAAUUCGCAGAGGCGUUUGGUGAAGUUCAGCGAGUUCAGAAUCUCAUCACCAGAGCCGGACCACUAAAUCGGCUGUAUGUCGAGCGCGCACUUCGGCUCAGCCCUGAAGAGCUCGCAACAAGGACAAAGUCAGAUAUGGGAUAUACAUUCUUGCACGAGCUCGCCUCCUUCACCCGCGAUCGCAAGGUGCUGCGGGAUCAAUUGGUAGCUGUUCUCCUUGCAGGCCGCGACACUACCGCAGGCACCUUAUCAUGGACCAUCUAUGAACUAGGUCGCCAUCCCGAGGCCGUGAGAAAGCUGCGUGACGAAAUCACCUCCGUAGUCGGCCUCGAACGCACGCCGACAUACGCAGACCUGAAGAGCAUGAAGUACCUCCAAAAUGUGAUGAACGAGACACUGCGUCUCUAUCCCUCCGUCCCAUUCAACGUGCGCUUGGCCUUGAAAGAUACAACACUUCCACACGGAGGAGGCCCAGAUGGCAGUUUGCCGAUGCCCGUGCUCAAGGACACACCAGUCGGCUACUCAACCCUCCUGAUGCAGCGCCGCUCCGAUCUGUAUCCUCCCAUCAGCGAGACCUUCGCCGAUCCACAGAUGUUCUCACCAGACCGGUGGUUUCACUGGCAGCCGAAACCAUGGCAAUAUAUCCCAUUCAACGGAGGCCCGCGCAUCUGCAUCGGGCAGCAAUUUGCGCUCACAGAAAUGGGUUACGUCCUCGUGCGCAUGUUCCAGCGUUUUGAGCGCGUUGUGAGCUACAUGGACGAUAUCGACGGCGGCCAUCCAACGCUUAAGGCGGAGAUCGUGCUUCAGCCUGGUGAUGGUGUUAAAGUUGCUUUUUGGGAGGCAAAGAAAUAA
Messenger RNA from Phaeoacremonium minimum UCRPA7, 1542 nucleotides. RefSeq names its product putative cytochrome p450 52a5 protein. Gene Ontology annotation, molecular function: heme binding; oxidoreductase activity, acting on paired donors, with incorporation or reduction of molecular oxygen; monooxygenase activity. Bases 1 to 1542 code for a protein of 513 amino acids. The transcript is spliced from 4 exons. NCBI's taxonomy places the organism in Eukaryota, Fungi, Ascomycota, Sordariomycetes, Togniniales, Togniniaceae. The record is from RefSeq and is a predicted model, not a curated record.